This is a messenger RNA of Cervus elaphus (red deer), 672 nucleotides long. RefSeq names its product keratin-associated protein 13-1-like. The record is from RefSeq and is a predicted model, not a curated record. Bases 16 to 498 code for a protein of 160 amino acids. NCBI's taxonomy places the organism in Eukaryota, Metazoa, Chordata, Mammalia, Artiodactyla, Cervidae. The transcript has a single exon.
ACAUCUCCUGUCAAUAUGUCCUACACCUGCUGUUCUAGAAACUUCUCCUCCCGCUCCCUCGGGGACCACCUGCGCUACUCAGGCGCCUCCUGUGGCUCCUCCUUCCCCAGCAACCUGGUCUACAGCGCUGACCUCUGCCCUCGCAGCUCCUGCCAGCUGGGCUCCUCUCUCUACAGCCAGGAGACCUGCUGUGAGCCCAUCAGGACCCAGACGUUCCGUGUGGUGUCCCGUCCCUGCCAGACGUCCUGCUGCCGCCCGAGGACCCCCAUGUUCUCCAGUCCCUGCCAGACGACUCUCCCUGGGUCUCUGGGCUUCAGGUCCAGCAGCUGCAGCUCCCUGAGCUCUGGAUCCAGAAGCUGCUACUCAGUGGGCUGUGGACCCCGCGGCUUCAGACGCCUGGGCUAUGGCAUCUGUGGCUUCCCUUCCCUGGGCUGUGGAUCCAGAUUCUGGCACCCAAUUAAUUUUCCCUGCAGAAGUUUCCAUUCAUCUUGCUACUGACCAACCUGUAGAUCUGGCUUCUUCUGAUUAACUUGUAGAAGAGCCAAAUUCAUUUAGAAAUUUAGAUUCUGUACCCUGAUUAUCUGUUAUCUUAAUCUGCUCCAUUGAAGAGUAUUCUAAUAUUUCCUGAUCACUGGCAAUUCUUGACCUCUCUAACCCUCAGACUGGAGGUGA